This is a messenger RNA of Drosophila grimshawi, 4250 nucleotides long. RefSeq names its product zinc finger protein 665 (gene cg). NCBI's taxonomy places the organism in Eukaryota, Metazoa, Arthropoda, Insecta, Diptera, Drosophilidae. The coding region runs from base 141 to 2738 and encodes 865 amino acids. The record is from RefSeq and is a predicted model, not a curated record. Gene Ontology annotation, biological process: regulation of transcription by RNA polymerase II. Gene Ontology annotation, molecular function: DNA-binding transcription factor activity, RNA polymerase II-specific; RNA polymerase II cis-regulatory region sequence-specific DNA binding. The transcript has 12 exons.
AUACAUAUAUAAUACAAAUAGAAGCAACAGAAAAGUGCAAUUACAAUUUGCGUUUGGAAAUUUUGCGCUUUUUUUCUCUUUCGCCUACCCCCCAACUCCCCACCCCACAUUUUCUGUUUCUGCUUUUUGCUUCAUUUAUAAUGUGCGCUGCACAGAGCAAUCCGCCGCCCUUCGGCUACACUUGGGGUUUUGCAGACAACGGCAACCGUGCCGCAGAAUCAGUUUUGGAGAUAUCGCCAAAUAUUAACUACACUGUCAGUGGGGAAUCGAUGCCCUAUCUGUUAUCCACGGAUGGAUCAUUGGCCGUACAAAAGGAUGUUAAGGGCGCACUCUCCAGCAAUAAGGGCAAUGUCGUUCGUCGCAUGUUCGUCGUGAACGAUUCCUCAUUUGCGCCCGGAACACAAAGAGUAAUUACCACAGGCUCCGCAUCGACGGUGGUCAAAAAACAGGACUCUGGUCAGCAAGUGUUGAGCAUAAAUUCGCUCGAUAAGAAUUAUCUUUUGGUCGAUCAGGCAACAGCGGCAGCAGCUGCAGCUGCAGCAGCAGCGGGCGGAGGAGGUGAUCCGGCAGCGGCGGCGGCCCACCACCAUCAUCAUCAUCAUACAUUGACAAAUGGUGGCAGCAUUGUUGAUGCCAAAACUGGACAAACCGUAUUGACAUCGGCGGCGGCGGCGGCAGCGGCGAGCGCUGCGGCAGCCAAAUCGCAUUUUAGCUCUAUUGGUGCACUGCAUCUCACCCAAGAGGAGUGCAAUGAGAUACUAAUUAAGCGCGCCAUUGCAGCCGGCCACGGCCAUCAUCAUCAGACGCACCCAACAGCAAUCACCAACGCUGGCGACGGAGCGCACCAUCAUCAUUCGGCGCCAGGCGCGACACCAAGUGACAUACUUCCUGGUAUUUCAGUUCAAGUACAGAAAGUAAUACAAGGACUCGAAGAGAACGAGGACUCGCAGGGCGACGCACCCAACUUAAAGUUGGAGCCAGGCACAUUAGAAUUGUCCCCAAAGACCGAACUACAGGAAUCAAUGCAUUUCAGCGAAACCGACGCCACCAUCAAAAAGGAGCGCCCGUACAGUUGUGACGAGUGCGGCAAAUCCUUUCUGCUCAAACAUCAUUUGACAACACACGCACGCGUGCACACAGGUGAACGACCCCAUAUUUGCACACAUUGCGGCAAGAGUUUUGCGCACAAACACUGUCUGAAUACGCAUCUGCUGUUGCAUUCAACGGAUCGGCCAUAUCAGUGUCAGGAGUGCAAGAAGAGUUUCACACUCAAGCAUCAUCUGUUGACGCAUUCCCGGGUCCACAGCCGGGAGCGACCGUUCGUUUGCCAGGAGUGCGGACGAUCCUUUCCUCUCAAACGGCAUCUGGUCACGCACAGUAAAUUUCACGCCGGCGAACGUCCCUACGUCUGCGAGGAAUGCGGUGAGAGUUUCGCACAGGAGAACCAUCUGAUUAUGCACUCGCGCUUUCAUGGUUCAUUGAAUCCAUUUGUUUGUCCUGAUUGCGGUGCCUCGUUUCCACGCAAAUUUCAAUUGGUUAAUCACGGACGCAUACACGGCAAGAUACCACACUCCUGCACCGUUUGCGGCAAAGAGUUUCUACAGAAGCGCACACUAGUUUCCCACAUGAGGCGCGUACAUACCGGCGAGCAGGCGCAUCCUUGCGUCAGCUGCGGCGAAGGUUUCCUCACCAAGGCGGAACUGCAUCAGCAUGUGCGUGCGGCGCACAAUGGCGUCAAUCCCAAUACGAGCAGCGCCACCAUUAUAGCCAAUCAACAGAUACAACAGCCGCAUCAUCAUCCGGGACAUCCGCAGACCAUAACCGUUGUCAGCAAUCCGGCUAACUCAACGCUGCUCACCGUCUCCACAACCGAUGCGAAUGGCGUGGCGCGUCCACAAUUCGUUUGCCGUGAAUGCGGCAGCGCGUUUAAUAGUCGGGAGGCGCUCGCCUUGCACUUGCGACUGCACACCGGCGACAAGAGUCUGAUGACCGAUUUGUGUGCGCUAACAGCGGCCCUGCCGGGACACUUUUUGAGUACGGCCAGCUUAAAUCCGGGCACUGUGGUUACGGCCAAUCCGAAUAUGGUUGGGCAGAGUCCGGUGCCGGUGCAAAUCAUAUCAUCGACCGGUCAGGUGAUGUCGCAGACCACACUGGUGCAGGCCGCCAAUUCGACGCAUCCGCAAGCUGUGGUCACCGCCGUGCCCACAAUGCCCCUCCACGGGCAACAUCAUCUGCAGCACAUCCAGCAGCAGCAGCAGCAGCAACAACAUGUCGUCACCGUUUCACCGGCCAACAAACCCAAAUCGCAUUUCUGCGCCAGCUGCGGCAAGGGAUUCGCCGCGAAGCACGGCCUCAUGCAACACAAUCGCAGGCAUCCGAACGGCGGCUGCACGGUGCGCACCCAUGUCUGCGAGUGUGGAAAGGCGUUCUUCCAAAAGAAUCAUCUGAUGCUGCAUCAGCGCCAGCAUUUGGAAACGAAGCCAGCCAUAUCGCAGCAACAGGAGGCCGACGUGCAACAGCAGCAGCAGCAGCAACAACAAGCAGCAGCUGCGGCUGCAGCAGCAGCCGCUGGACAACAAUCCACACAGGUGGAGGUGCAAAUAUUGCCCGGUGGCCAUGCCAAGGUCAUCAAGUAUGAGAUCUGUCGAAAUGUCCUGCAGGAGGAGCAAUCCGCCCAACAGCAGCAGCAGCAACAACAACAACAGCAGCAGCAGCAGGCAUCAAUGCAUGCGGAAUAGUAAGGAAAAAAAGAGAGAGUGGAGCAGAUGAAGCCAGGGAAAGAUGAUGAUGAUGAUUACAAUUUUUAUUUUAUAAACGCAGUAAAUUUUGAGCAUUUUUGUUGUAACUUUUUGUAAAUAUUCAGAGCCAAUGUGCAAUUGCAAUUGCGGAAGGCGGAAGAUUGUUGCUCCCCGCACACACACACACACACACAAUCCGCCAGACACCUAUACAUAUGUACCACCCCACCCACAUACACACGCAUUAAUAUGUAGCAGGGCAGCUUUCCACGCAACACACACCCCACACACCGACACACAACAGCUAAAAGUGAAAGAGAGAUAUCCUUGGGCAAAUAAUAUGAAAUAAGCGAUUCCCUUAGUUUGUAUUAAUUUAGUUACCGUUUAGCUAUUAAUUAAAUAUACACCUAAAUAGUUAACUAGCGUAACACACACACAAACACACACACACACACACACACACAUACAUACAUAUGUACAUCAUCAAUAUACAAAAAUUAAUUUGUAACUAUAACUAAUUCUCUCCUGUUAAAAUUUUCGUGAUGCGUCGGUCGCAUCUAAAACAAGAACCUCGUCUUAAGUUGCAAAAGUUUUUACCUAAUUAGUUUUUAAUUGAAACAUUUUAAACAAAUACACACACACACACACACACACAUAAGUAUGUAUACACACAUUUAUAUAUUGCCUAACUGUAAACUGUGUAUACAUUUUAACAAAAAAAAAACAAAAAAAAAAACAAAAAGAAAAAGAAAAACAAACAAAUAUAUAUAUUAAAACUAAUUAUUAUGCAUAACAACAACUACGUUUAGUUCUAGGCACGCUAAAUAAUAAUUAUGGUAAAUACGUAAAAUAGACGAGAAAACAAAAGAAUAAAAAAGAAACAGCACUCAGCGUCUCGAUCAUGUUGUUGUGGGCGUGAUCGUGGGCGUUUGUCCAGCACACACACAGACACAUACAGACACAAAGAGACAUACACACAGAGACACUCGCUGUCGAACAUUUCAAGCUUGUAUAUAAAAUAAAAAUCAGUUAAACAACAUGCAACAUGCAACUCUACAACUAGAACUUAAGUCAAUAAAAAGAAACAGGUCUAAAUAAGAAGAAAACAUAUAGAGAUAUUUAAUUUGUAGCCGGUUCGAUUAGGCGCCCACGCCGUCAGCGAGACUUUGAGUAGGUGCCUGGCACAAUAACUAAAGCAUACUAUAUCUAAACUUGGAAGACGACAGCAAAGUAAAGAAAGUUAAAAGCAAAGGAAAUAUAUUAAAAUAUGAAUAGCUGUAAGUAACGUUAGUUGUAUAACAAAAUGAUAGACGACGACACAAAACACACCCACAAACACUGCAAAAAAAUAAAGAGCAAUUAGUUUAUAGACACACACAUACGCCCACACACCCACAUACACGCAAAAAAAAAACCCACACGUUCGCAGUUGCAGUUCCAUCAAUCAAUGCACGCUUUUUGUGGCAAAAACAAAAACAAAACAAAAAAAAAAAAGGAAAAAGAAACCAACAA